AUGCGGCAUCAGGGCUUAUUAACUCCCACUCUGCUACUGAUCUUGAAUAUUAUCGAUCUCCUUCUCACCUAUCAAAAGACUAUAUCAGUCAAUGACCAAGGUCCUCAGUUCUUUACUCCGCUCAUAUUCGCGGCGGCCGACGGUGCGAUUGAUAUUAUCAAACUACUAUUGGACCAUCCUAAUAUUGACUUUCUGCUAACAUUCUUCACCCUCUUCUUCUACUGCGUUAAGGAUGCAACGACUGGUGCUACGUACUAUCGCAAUGCUGUCUACAUUGAGCUAUUGGCGCAACGCAGCGGACUAUCCUCUUCAGCCCAGAACGCUCCCCAAUCUUGGCAGUGUCCUUUUUGUGAUCACAAUGCCAAGGCUGCACUGCUGUCGGGCGGCACAUCGAGUGUCACAAUGCGGAGAAGUCCCACCAACCAGGUCCCCCCACCUCGCUCAGGGAGAUGGGAUGGGCACGAGCAUCUUCUCAGUGUCGGGCGAUGCGAAGGCGAAAGGUGA
Messenger RNA from Penicillium canescens, 504 nucleotides. RefSeq lists its product as uncharacterized. The transcript has a single exon. The record is from RefSeq and is a predicted model, not a curated record. Lineage: Eukaryota; Fungi; Ascomycota; Eurotiomycetes; Eurotiales; Aspergillaceae. The coding region runs from base 1 to 504 and encodes 167 amino acids.